CAAACUUGGGGCCGGCAAGUCACGUGCUUCAAUGAAUAAUUGAUCAGAAUCAGAAAAUUUAUUCUAUAUGGGUGCGCUCUCGGUUUUAAGAGAUCAUAUAUUAUAAGCUAGCCAUGGCGUCCUUCACACCGCUCGUCCUCACGACUUUUGUGCUCGCUGGUCUUCUGUUCCUUCCUCAAGGGUAUGGCAUCAUGUGUGAGAACUACGUAUGCUCCAACUCAUCUCACGGUCCCCCCCAGCCGUGCCCAACCCCUAACAUCACCGAAUGCGAGCAAGGGAUGGACAGAUGUUCGAGAAUGCUGACCUCGUAUUCCACGAGCGCAGGAAAAAUGCAAAUGACGGUGCACCAAGACAUACGCCAAUGCGCCGUGUCCUACCAGUGCACUCCACAGGUUUAUAAGUUGAUGUGUGAAGGGAUGGCGCAGAACGGCACCACUGUCCUUUCGUGUGCACAACAAUGCUGUGAAGGAAACCAAUGCAACAACGAGACGUUUAUACCCAAGCCGCCAGCUCCACCCGGACCAACAAAUGCCCCAUUGCAGUGCUAUGUAUGUAACAGUGGACCGGAGGGAGUGAUGAAUAGCUGCGACAAAGCAAAACUCGAGACCUGUCAUCCUUAUGGUCCUGCUCCAGCCCCGAGACCCGACCGCUGUAUGACGGUUAAGGCUAUAGGCAAGAAUCCUUCUAACGGAGAACCAAUGUCUUUUGAGCUUCGAAACUGCAGCAGUAGCAUGAUGGGUAUGUGCACGAACAUGUGCAAAAUGAUGAACGACACGGGUGCGCUCACGAGCUGCGAGGUCAACUGCUGUGAAGGCAACGGCUGUAACAACGCGGGACUUCCAACUACCAUGCCCACAGUCAGGUCGCACGCUAUUCAGCCCGUCAUUCAGGUGCUGGUUCUCAUAUUUGCCAUGAUUGUUGGCUUGGAGUGGAGCAAGUAGAUUAUCGAGACGAUUUUCUUAUCGGAAAGAAGGAUGUCAUUUUGCGAAUUUAUAUUGUUCCAGAGCUGUAGCAGGCAUCGAAAUAUUCGGGGCGGGGGACAUUAGGGCGAAAAAUCGCUAUAUAGGACAUUGUUUCUCGUUUUAACUUUUGCAUAUAUUUGUUAUUAUUGUAGUAAAGUAUUUGCACUGUCAUAUACAAAUAAGCGAAAUCUUUUGUUAUGUGUUGAUAGAGUGAGGGUCCCUGCCGUUUUUUUAUACUUGGAAGAACAAGUGGCCUUUGCAGGUGCUUCCAGGCCUAAGGCUCAGCAGUUAAAUAAUGAAUAUAUUACAUGAUAUUUAUACUUUCUCCCUAAGUUAAAUAUGUAAGAACAUGAAUAAAUGAAAAGUAGGAUUCCUAUUACUAAAGCAGUCAAUGUGUAGUAGAAUGAUUGUAACGAUUUGAUUAAAACGGUGCUUAAAAUUU
This is a messenger RNA of Nematostella vectensis (starlet sea anemone), 1404 nucleotides long. RefSeq lists its product as uncharacterized. Bases 114 to 941 code for a protein of 275 amino acids. The record is from RefSeq and is a predicted model, not a curated record. Lineage: Eukaryota; Metazoa; Cnidaria; Anthozoa; Actiniaria; Edwardsiidae. The transcript is spliced from 4 exons.